ACCAUGUCUGUGGAAACAUCAUAUGCCAACCACGUCGACACUCGCACCGGGAUACCGCCGCCCAGACCAGACGACAUCUCCGAACUCGACAAAGUGCGAAAAGCGCUGAGGCAUUCAUUGAAGUCCCUCGGAAGUGUAAUUGGCGCAUCAAACGCUUCGGUUCCGGACGAUACCGGGGAUGGCUCCCGGCUGUCGCCAGAAGAGAAAAAUGCCCUCUACAAGAAAAUCGAAGGCAGCUUGAAGGACAUGACACAUCUGGAUAUCUCGAACGUCAAGUCACUGAUCGAAAUCGAAGCCCAGAAAUUGGCUGGGGAGCCAAUGAACGAUAAGAAGUAUCUGAUGGAAGGCUUGAUCAGCACUGCGGCCAGUCUUCCCGAGGGGUCCAAGAAUAGAAUGACUUUGACGAAUCAGUUUCUGACCCAGCUUUGGAAUGAUCUCGAUCACCCUCCGCAAUCGUACCUUGGAGAGAAAUACCAGUAUCGUUCGGCUGAUGGCUCUUUCAACAGUCUUAAGCAUCCUCAGUUGGGCGCCGCAGGUACUCCGUAUGCGCGGACGGUGAAGCCAAAUAUGAUGCAGACGCCUGCUCUGCCAGAUGCGGGCGUCGUCUUUGAUAGUGUCAUGACGAGGAAGCAUCGAGAAUUACAUCCGAAUCGCAUAUCGAGUGUUCUAUUUUACCUUGCCAGCAUCAUCAUUCACGACUGUUUCCGUACAGAUCAUCGAGAUUAUGCAAAUUCACUAACGAGUUCUUAUCUGGACUUAUCUCCGCUAUACGGAAGUAACCAGGAGGAACAAGACCAGAUGAGAACGUUUGCAGAUGGGAGAUUGAAACCGGAUUGCUUUUCGGAAGCGAGACUUUUGUUCUUUCCGCCGGGGGUAGGGUGUCUACUGAUCAUGUUCAACCGCUUCCAUAACCACGUCGUGGAGAAUUUGGCUCUCAUCAACGAGGGAGGACGAUUCAAUAGACCGCAGGCCCCCGCGGACGACAAGGACAAAGUCAAGAAUGAGGCAUAUCAGGCGAAGCUGAAGAAGUACGACAACGACUUGUUCCAGACCGGGCGCUUGAUCACCUGCGGUCUCUAUGUCAACAUCAUCUUGAUCGAUUACGUGCGCACCAUUCUGGACCUCAACCGAACGGAUAGUAAUUGGCAACUCAACCCUCGUGCUGAUAUCAAAGAUUUACCCAUUGGAGUCGGAAACCAGGUCUCUGCAGAGUUCAACCUUGUCUAUAGAUGGCACUCAACCAUCUCAGACCGAGACGAGAAGUGGACGCAAGAGCUUUGGGACGGCCUAUUUGGCAAGGGACAAGAUGCAACUUCAAUUGGCGGACGAGAGUUCCUAACAAAGCUUGGUGAAAUCACUAGAAAAACGCCUGCUGAUCCGUCAAAACGAGGUUUCAUGGGUCUGGAAAGGAACAAAGAUGGUGAACUCCCGGAUCAGCCGCUUGUUGAUGAGCUAGUCAAGAGCAUCGAAGAUUGCGCCAAUUCCUUUGGGCCCAACCGUGUUCCUGCCGUGAUGCGCGCCAUCGAAGUACUGGGUAUUGAGCAGUCUCGCUCUUGGAACUUGGGGAGUCUGAAUGAGUUUAGGAAGUACUUUCAUCUUGAACCGCAUCGUACGUUUGAAGAUAUCACAUCGGAUCCGUAUGUAGCUGAGCAGCUUAAACAUUUGUAUGAUCAUCCGGAUAAGGUGGAGAUUUACCCAGGCAUCGUUGUAGAAGAUGCUAAAAAGCCUAUGGCUCCUGGAUCAGGACUGACGCCUCCAUACACCGUCUCGCGUGCCGUCCUAUCCGAUGCAGUAGCCUUGGUCCGUGGAGACAGGUUCUACACAUUGGACUAUAACCCACGUACACUUACCAACUGGGGAUACCGGACUGCAGAUUCAGACCUGGAUGUGGACAACGGGUGUGUGUUCUACAAGCUGUUUUUGAACGCAUUCCCAAGGCACUUCAAAUCCAACAGCGUGUUUGCACACUAUCCACUCACUAUUCCGAGUGCAAUGAAGGUUGCCUUGGAGGAUCUCCAGAAAGACCAUUUGUACGAUUUUGGAAAGCCCGUUUAUAAACCUCUUCCGCUUGAGGUGCACGAUUUCAAGACAAUCGCAGGCAUUGUAAAAGAUAAGGAUAUGUUCAACAUUACGCACGACCAAUACCUUCUUGGUAACGUUUCUCUCGAAAUGAAGUCCGCACAAGAAGCAUCCAAGGAGUCUCCCAGGGUGGCGAGUACGAUGUCCAAAGUGCUGUACACUGAAGGCUGGGAACGCACAAUCCGUUCAUUCUACACCACAAAAACCCGCGAACUUCUCGCAUCGAAGAGCUGCAAGAUCGCCUCGUUCAACCAAAUCGACAUCAUCCGGGAUGUUGGCAACCUCGCAUCCGUCCAUUUCGCAGCGGAGACAUUCAUGCUCCCGAUCAAAACAGCCCAACGACCACGCGGCAUCUUCAGCGAACUAGAACUCUACACCCUUCUCUCCAGCAUCUCCAUUCUCUCCACCCCGCUCACAGAUCCCAUCCAACGCGCCUCCCUCCAAACAAAAACCCACAUUCCCCUCCAGACCCUCGAAAAAAUCACCCACUCCAACAUCAAAGCGCUCCAAAGCUCCGGUCUAGUCUCCUCGCUCAUUGGCCUCAUCAUCCCCGACGACAUCGACGAUCCCGAAUCCCCAACCCUACAAUCCUACGGUGGAAAACCAAUGCUCAAGCGCCUCCUAGACGCCGGCAUCUCUUCCCCCGAAGCAAUCGUAAACACGCACAUCAUCGAUACAUCCGCACACAUCGUAUCAACCCAAGGCUCGCUCUUCGCGCAAGUCCUCGAAUUCUUCCUCACCGGCCCCGGCGCAGAGCACUGGCCAAAGAUCCAAACGCUAGCCCACUCAGACACCGAAGAAGCAUUUUCAACGCUCACGCAUUGCGUCCUCGAAGCCGUCCGUCUCAACGGUGAACCAAGCCCCGUCCUCACCGCCACUAAACCCACCACCAUCACCGUCCCCAGCAGUACCUCUGAUUCCAAGUUCUUGGGCCUGUCGAUUACCCCGGAUACACCGGUUGUUCUGGACCUGCCUUCGGCAUUUAAAGAUCCGACUGUUUUCCAGGACCCGGCGCGUUUCGAUCCCACGCGUCCCCUUGAUGCGUAUCUCGCUAUAUAUCCCGACCCGCAUGGUACCGCGCACUUGACGCGGGUAGCGCUUACUUCGAUGCUGAAGGAAGUCGCGCGUUUGAAGGGUCUUAGGCCGGCCAAGGGCCCGCAGGGGAAGUUGCAUAAGAUUGGGAAGGUAGGGGGUGCUGGGGGACAUCGGUAUUUGACGGAGAUGUGGGAUGGGUAUUGGGGGUUUCCUGCUGGUGAGUUGAUUCUUUCCAUCCUUGUGAUGCUAUGUGCGGGUUUUGCUGACUUUAGGUGUAGCGUUGAAGGUUAA
This is a messenger RNA of Periconia digitata, 3405 nucleotides long. The record is from the annotation of a GenBank genome assembly. NCBI's taxonomy places the organism in Eukaryota, Fungi, Ascomycota, Dothideomycetes, Pleosporales, Periconiaceae.